Messenger RNA from Melanaphis sacchari, 743 nucleotides. Its product is annotated as DNA polymerase epsilon subunit 4-like. Lineage: Eukaryota; Metazoa; Arthropoda; Insecta; Hemiptera; Aphididae. Gene Ontology annotation, cellular component: nucleus; epsilon DNA polymerase complex. The record is from RefSeq and is a predicted model, not a curated record. Gene Ontology annotation, molecular function: protein heterodimerization activity. The transcript has 2 exons. The coding region runs from base 1 to 570 and encodes 189 amino acids.
AUGGAAAACGACUCACCGAAUUUAUUUGAUAGCGAACCAAUGUCGGUAAAUCUGGCUUUUCCCGAAAACAAAGGCGACGACGACGUCUUGACUGAAAUAUUAGAAGAAAUACAUGAAGACGACCGUAGACCACCUGUCAUAGAAAAUACUAGCGAGAUGACAAACAGUAAUAUCGACGAACUACCUGUUGACACUUUCGAGUAUCACACCGAUGAUUCUGAUGAAAAUGACGGCACGGCCGACGACUUGCCGGUGGAAGCUGAUCCCAACCAGUCGACUGAAUCACAGAAAGAAGAUUCCUCAAAUGCCAAGACGAAAGAUAUCCAUAAAGGAUUACCUCCCGGACGUGUGAAGCUUAUCAUGAAGAUGGACCCAGACGUCAAUAUAGUAGCUAGUGAUGCAGUAUUCCUUCUCACUAAGGCGACGGAACAAUUUGUUGGACUUUUGGCACAACACUGUCAUAAAGCUAUGGUAGCCACCAAUAAAAAAACAUUGCAAAAAAAGCAUAUCGACUCAGUGAUUGAAGACAGUGUACCUUUCGAAUUCUUAGAAGGCACAUUAGAUUGGUAAAACCAUUUUAAUUUUACAUACUUUUUUUUUAUUUUAUAAAUUUUGUAUUAUAAUCUUGAUGUUAAUAUAGCAAUAUUGAUUUGUUUAAAAUUAUAAAAUGUUUCUAAUACUAACCAAACCACCCACAGUAUAUAAGUAUUCCUUAUUAGUUACACAUAGACAUAAAGUUUGGA